Molecule: messenger RNA, 2000 nt
Organism: Menidia menidia (Atlantic silverside)
Lineage: Eukaryota; Metazoa; Chordata; Actinopteri; Atheriniformes; Atherinopsidae
Source: the annotation of a GenBank genome assembly
AAAUUUCAAAACAGUUGCAACAUUUCUCGUGGGCUUUGCAAUCUAACGGGUUGGAACAAGAUAAAAGGAAACCAUGGAGACUUUGAGAGAUCGUCUCAAGCUGAUGGUAAUAACCUUCAGAAGGGAGUGCAGCAGGGUUUUACGGUCUGAGAGGACUACCAUUCAUGGAGCUGAUGGCAUGCUUAUGGUGUUACAGUUGGCCAUGGCAGAAGUAAAUAAACAGCAUGCCGGAGAGUUCAAAGUGGCUCUGAGUGAUGUCCUGAUGGCCUGGAAACACUUACUGUUCGACAAACUUCACCUGCCGCCCCCGAGCUCUGCACGCUUGGAGAACUAUGACCUCAUCCUGGAGGCAUACGACUCGUUCCUGAAGCGUUCCAACACCGUAGACCUGGUUGAUAUCCUCUCCAUGUACAAACAGCUGCGGGUGGUGGACUCGGACCCAGAGGAGCCCGUGAGCCCGAUUGAGCUGUUUGAGUUCCUAUCGGGGAACAUCGAGGCCCCAGAGUUGCCAGACGUUUCAGUUCCAUCGACGCCGUGUAGCCAAAGGAGGCCCUGCAGCUCUCAGAUGAAAAUGGCUGUGAGGCGGGUUUUCUGCUCCUACCUGAGUCUGCUCGUGAACACCAAGAAUGACCUGGCCUUGGCGCACACCCUCGAUGUGCCCAGCCGCGACCUCGGACGACAGGCCUUCACAGACGUCCGGCAUGCCGCGCACGAGGACAAAACGUCCCUGUUCUUGGCUGUGACUUCAUUCGUAAGGGCCAUCCAGCUUGGAGGGAAGGGCUACGCUCCAGCCGAGUCCAAUCCACUAAGGAAGCAUGUCAAGGGGCUGUCUGCCUACGUCCACUUUUUAGACAACCUGGAUGAAAUACUCGGGGAGAUUCCGGACCCACGUGUGUGUGGAGCCCGGCUGGUGGCGGCCAUCAGGGCGGUGCUGGUCAAGGGGUCCGCUAACGGAGAGGAGCUGCGCGCUGCCGCUGAGGAGACCGCAAAGGAGUUGGAGGAAAGGAUUGUCCAGCUCCAUCAGGUCCAGAAAGGAGCUGAGAACGGAAGCAGGACGGGGAUCAGUCCAGCCAGGCCAAAAGCAUAUGCGAUAAAUCACGCCACUGCGUCCGGAGGCCGGGACACUGUGAAGGUCCUCAUGGCGCUGCUGGACGAGGAGGCCCUGACCGCCCCGUGUCCCAACAAGGCCGACCUGCUGUCCGAGGACCAGCCCGUCCUCAGUGGCUCGGAGGGAACCUGCGUCCUCACGCUGUUCAGAUCCCCCGAAGUGUCUUCUGGAUGUUCUCCACAACCCUUGAGGAACAGAGUCCAGAGCCGACUGGACCUGAUCAAGCCCAAGGCCAGAGAUAAGGUCCCCCGGUCGCAGUUUGCGUGCACAUACAAAGACGAAGACCCCCCUCUCAGCCGGGUGCUGCAAUUCCCCAGCAGCAGCCAGGCCCCCACCUGCGUGCACCCGGCCCCGAGGCCUAAACCCACCACGGCUGCCCAGGACGGGUCCAGCCUCGAUGUUCGGGACUCAAGCACGGCCAAGCCCACCCCUGGAUGCCGGACAAAAGAGCAAAGUGAGGUACAGAGGGAGGCUGCUCUUGAGCAAAGGAGUGGAAACGCUCAAAACAGAGGCUCGGGUCUGGCUAAUAUAAAGAAAACUGGCAUUCAGAUGCAGAGAAAGGGAAACAAGAGGAAGCAGCUGGAUUCCGAUCAACACAGUGGAUGGGAGAAUGAGCCUCCUGAGAAGAAGCAGCACACUCAUGUGUCAGUCAAACUGCCCAGCAAAAACAUGGGCAAAACCUCGAACAAGAGGAAGCUCAUAGCGGGACAGGGAAAGCUAACCAGCUUCUUCAGAGUCUAAGAGUGGUUUUGUUUUUUUUGUUUUUGUUUUGUCAAAUGUGGUAAAUGUAAAAUAUUCCAGCGGUUGAGUUCACUUACUGGUACAGUUCAAGCUGUUUUUUUUCUUGUUUUUUUUUCUAGUUUUAUUCUAACUUUUAGUUGGGUAUUGUCCC